AUGUCAGACCAGAAGACUCCUCUCGAGCCGCCGCCGGCCUACGAUGCCGACUCGGAACACACUCCUCUCGUCGCUGGCGCACCCGCUCCUGUCCGCCAACAAAUUGCCCGCGCUCCUCUACCCCUCGAGCUUCCCGCCCUACGGGCUCUUCGUGGCAAGAGAGUCAUUCUGGCAUCCGCCUCGCCACGACGAAAGCAGCUUCUCAACCAAAUUGGCCUGCGAGACCUGGAGAUCAUCCCCUGCACAGCUCCGGAAGACUUCAGCAAGACGCUUGCUCCUUUCGAAUACGUCCUACAAACAGCAGAGCAAAAAUGCACUUUGAUCUACCGUCAAGAGAUUGAUUCUGAAAAAGGCGAACCCGCCCUGGUCAUUGCUGCCGACACGGUUGUUGUGAGCCCCAUGGGCGACAUUCUGGAGAAGCCAAGAAGCGAGAGAGAGCACAUUUCAGUCCUCAAGGCUUUGAGGAACAGCGGCUGGCACAAGGUUUACACAGCUGUCGUCUGUAUGGCUCCCUUAGAAAGUGCCAUGGACCCAGGCUAUGCUUUGAAGAGACACGUCGAAGAGACCAACGUCAAGUUUGACUCUGCAGUAUCCGACGAACUCAUUCUCGCGUACGUCAAGACUCGCGAAGGUGCCGACAAGGCAGGUGGCUAUGGUAUCCAGGGCAUGGGCGCCAUCCUUGUCGAGAAGAUUGACGGUUCAUACGACAACGUUGUCGGUCUACCACUUAAUGCUACCAUGAAGCUUAUUGGUCAGGUCCUGAACCCAGACCUGCAAGCUGAGGAAGAUGAAGAGGAUGAGUGA
This is a messenger RNA of Aureobasidium melanogenum CBS 110374, 804 nucleotides long. Its product is annotated as maf-like protein. Gene Ontology annotation, molecular function: nucleoside triphosphate diphosphatase activity. The record is from RefSeq and is a predicted model, not a curated record. The transcript has 2 exons. NCBI's taxonomy places the organism in Eukaryota, Fungi, Ascomycota, Dothideomycetes, Dothideales, Saccotheciaceae. The coding region runs from base 1 to 804 and encodes 267 amino acids.